Ostreobium quekettii is the source of this 1236-nucleotide messenger RNA. The record is from the annotation of a GenBank genome assembly. NCBI's taxonomy places the organism in Eukaryota, Viridiplantae, Chlorophyta, Ulvophyceae, Bryopsidales, Ostreobiaceae.
AUGAACAUGGCUGAAAAUUGUGGCCUAUUCGGGAGAAUCGCAUUGGGUGUGCAGGUCGUCCUGGCCACCGUGCCUUGUGUUGUUCCUGGAAUGGUUGCUCGAGCCCUUUUUGAAAGCUGCACAUCUUCUCAUGGUGCUGCUUUUCCACAAUGGUGUGGCACCCACUUGGACGAUGCUCAAGCUGCCAACAGGGCAUACCCAAUGCUGGUGGUCAAGGAAUUCCCCACGGGAGUCAAGGGGGUGAUGGUGGCAUCUUUUCUGGCAGCCAUGAUGUCCUCGCUGUCUGCUGUAUUCAACUCUGCUGCAACAGUGUUUACCUAUGAUGUGUAUGAGAGAUUUGCUUAUGGUCCUGAAGGGAACGGCCCGCCAAGGAUCCUUGUGAAUGUGGGCCGCAUCACGACCGUGGCCCUCACGUUCCUCACGUUCAUGUGGCUCCCCGUCAUCCAGGCGAGCCAACAGAGCCUGUACAUAGUGGCCCAGAACGCGAUGACACAUGUGGCCCCACCCGUGACAGCCAUCUUCCUGGCAGCGCUUCUGUGGAGGCGAGCCAACGGUGAAGGUGCCCUGGCAGCCCUUGCGGCGGGCUCCAUCACGGGUGGCAUCCGGUUGGUUGUGACCAUGAUGUCCCAGGACUACUGCAGCAGUUUCGUGGACCCUGUGACACGUGUGAUUACCCUCAAUGGUCAGAACUGGUUCCGGUGCCUGAAUUUCAACUACUUCUCCAUGGCCCUCUUCGUAUUCUCCCUAACAAUUCUGGUGGCGGUCAGCCUGUGUUACCCUCCGCCCCACGAACACAAGCUUGCCGGGCGAAUGUUUCAUUCAGAGCUCCUUUCAAAUGCCCUGAGGAUAAUACUGAGGAGGAAGGCGCCGGCCAGCGGUGGGAGUGUUAAUAUGCCACACACACACUACUCCAGGUUUGUGAGCACGGACAAUGAUCCGCUGCCAUCGACACCAAGGCUGCCGCCGCCGACAGAGAGCUCCGCUGAAUUCACCGAAGUGAUGGCAGCCACAAAUCACGGCAGGGUCUCCGAAGAUCCGACCCCUGCCAGUGAAACAAGGAGGUUGCAGGAAGACGAUUGGGGCGAUAUGGGUACCGAGGAUGAAGACAAGGACCCCGUGCUGGGUGCGUGCUCGUGCCGGUGCCACUGGUUCGGUGCUCACCAGGGGAAGCUGGCCAACGUGUUCGCCGCGGCGCUCGUCAUCGUCGUCAGCACCCUGAUCGGGGUCAUGCGCUGA